CUCGCGAGAUAUUGUGUAUUUGUUUGAGCGCUUCUACAGCUGACAGCAACAAACAGCGGAUCUGUGUGUUUUGACCGGUUCUGAAAAAACAUUUACUCAGGAAAAAUCGCUGUUGUACGGCUCACGGGCGGUUGUGAACUGCAGCGGCUGUAAUGGCGGAAACGGACCCGAAAUCCGUACAGGACCUGACCGGAGUGGUACAGUCGCUGCUGCAACAGAUGCAGGAUAAGUUCCAGACCAUGUCAGACCAGAUAAUCGGGAGGAUUGAUGAGAUGAGCACCCGCAUCGACGACCUGGAGAAGAACAUCGCUGAUCUCAUGACCCAGGCGGGCGUGGAGGAGACUGAGGGAGAGAGCAAGGUCGUGGAGGGUCAAGGGGCAUAAGGCUCGUCUAUGCUCAAACGGGUUGCCAAGUAACAAGUAGUGAAGAAUUUCUAAACGCGCAGCAAACCUUUUCAGAAGUAUGUUGUGAUUUGUUUUAUUUUUCAUUUUGAAUUGCCGUGCCUGUGUAGCGUUUUUUUAUAUCCUCUCUUGUAAUAAUGUAUAUGAAACUUUAUGUGCUGACUAUAAGUUUCUGUUUAAGUGGAUAUUUUACAGAACUUUUGAAGCCUGGAAGAACAGCGUUUAACUCAGAGCUAAAGUCCACAGGACUAACAGCAGGACACAUUCCAGCCGGUGCCAUUUUGUUCAAUUAAAACUAUUUCCUACACAUCAGUGUUUCCUCUUCCAUUAAACACCUUUCCCUGAGGGGUUCAGGUAUUAUUAUGUAUUUUUUACACCAAAAAAAGUCCAGUGCAUACAUUUGGACAACGGAGGAGGCAACGUUAAAUGAAAAACAUCCAACAAAUAAAUAUCACAUAAAGGUAAUGUUUAUGCAGGCAUCUCAGGAUUUGAUCCUAAAACUAUUUUAAGCCUUUAAGCUGCUCCAUACAACUGCACCAAACAAACCUCAAGCCUGGAAAACAUGCUGCGCUCUAUUUUUUUCGAAACGUUCCUCGUUUCCUUACCUUGCUUUCUUUAAUUCUUUCUGAACACGUGAUGGAGAAACAGUUCACAUCCAAGUUUCACAAGUGUUUGUAAAUGUUUGUGAUUUACAGUGAAACUUGCAGCAUAUAUGCAAUGUAACUCAAAAUGUUAUGUUUUGACUAUGUAAAAACUGCCAAGUGUUGGAACCAUUUAAAAAAAAAAAAGUAUUAUUAUCCUUCCCCUUUGUCAUAAAAUUGCCAAUGAUGUGCUGCCUUUUGUGCCAGGAUUGUAGAGGGUCGCAAGCAUUCAUACCACAAAUUUGGCCACAACAGGCCCCCAGAGGCUCCUCUACCUGGGAGGUGUACUACAAAAGUAGCUUAACAUACCUAGGGUUUCUUUGCAUCACCUGGCUUCCCAAAACCAAACAACCGCAGUCAGGCUUAACCAGUACUACGAAGGUGGUUUGCAACCUGCUAAUUCCCCUUUCACACAGCAAUGACCCCAGAAUGUCCCAUAUAGGCCUUGGAAGUAACCCAGAGCAAAACAUAUGGAUUUCCAAAUCAAAGCACAAUUUCUUUUUGGGAAAAAUGACCGUCUCUGUCACUGUCUGUGAUUUAAGAUGGCAUUUAAUAUUUGUAUGUUUUUAUCCAGACUAAUUUCGCUCUUAAGUGGCGCUGGUUCCACUGAAUUCCCAUGGCGCUUUCCAGCUAGCAUGAUGUUCUUGUGAGACAAGUUGCUAACAACUUAGCUGUCACAAUUUACUUUUUAAAUUAAGUUUUAGACUAUCAAAAUUGGAUGAAAAUGUUUUGCCCAUUUUUAUUUUCACAUGCAAGCAAAUCAUUUAUUUGAAAGGUUUUCAAAAAACGAAUUCAUUUUGGUCCGGAAGUCUAGAAAAUGCUAACAAAUCAUAGAUAUUUUCAAAUGGUGUUUGAAAGGGUCAACCUGGGAUAUCCGUCCCGGGACGGUGACUUAAGACCCUGCUCUCGACCUGGGAAUGACCCGGGAUGGACACGGCUCAGAUUUGGUAUGAAAGGUGGAAUCCUGGGUUACUUGACUCCGGAUUCAAUCAAGGAAUCUCAUUGGUUACGACUCCACUAACAAACCCAUAAGGGUUGGCUAAUAUGCUACAGCAGGCUAUAUUUGUUAGUUAAAAUCAAGUAAUUAACUAAUCAUGGUCUUCAGUAAAGAUUCCUGAUUCAGUAAAGUAGAAUAAGUUAUCACACACCCACACCUGUUUUCGGAGAAGAUUGGAAGAAGAUUGAAUCACUUCCUUAGUGCAGAUAUAAGAAAGCUUUCAGUAUCUAGUCUUGAUUUUAGGUUUUUGAUUGCCUUUGGAGUCCGUUACUGGUAUUUGUCAACAUGAGGACCAGAGUUAUGCCAAUGAGAGUCAAGGAAGCUAUUAUGCGAUUCAAUACACCUGACUAAUCAGAAACAGUUGAGAAGCCAAUUGUCCAAUUACUUCAGUUCAAAUCCAAAGUGCUAGAAUACAGAUCCAAAAGAAAAUGAAUUGUACCACUGUCCAGAAACUUACGGACUGCACUGUAGGUGUCCCUUGAAUCAGAGGAGCUGGGUGUCGGCACGAGCGGCUGCUAGCGGGAGAUCAACAAGUUCACCUGAGUUUGGGGUUGGGAAAAUGGGGGGGAAAUCUGAGAAUAAAGUAUUAAUUCAUAGAAGAAAAAAAGAUUAGACAGCCCUGCCAUUGAUACUCAAGAAAAAGUGUGCUUGACUCACCAAGCCUCAAGAGGGCACUUUUGUACAGAUGUAAACUAUGGUUAAGAUUUUUCAGAGGUCAAAGGGAUAUACGCUUUCUUUACUUUUUACACUGAUUUGAAUUCAAAUCUAAAAUUGCCAACAUUGGUAGACUUCCAGUCCCCGCAAAAAUAAUUAUCAUUGAUUUCACUCACUAGAAAAACUAAUAAAAAAACAGCUGGAAAUAUGGACUGUUUGUUGAGCAAGCUAUGAAAUGGAAAAUACAGUUCUGUGUGUUCUCUAAACCCUUAACAAAUGUGUUUUUCAUGCUGAAUAUAGUGCUGGUGAAUGGUAUUUCAGGUCAGGGCAUACACAGCAUUCUUAGAUUCAGGGUGAUUUUAUGCUAAAUGGGUAAACUGAAGUGAUUCUGGGGGUUGGUGAUGUAUUUCAUGGGUUUGCAAUAGUGCAGAUUAUUUAUGGGAUGGGAGGUUUCAUAAAGUUUUAAUGUCAGUUUUUUCUGUUGGCAGAGAUGAUGUUAUGUUAUAAGCUGGAACGUGUAUUUGUGCAAAUGGAAAAUGCUUCUGUAUUUGGGAUUGCAGUGUAUUGAGAUGAGGGGCAUAGACUCUACCCUAGCCACCUGAACCCUCAACUCUGGUUCCCUCUCAACCCAUAAACCUAGACAGGGGUUUUACAGGUUGAAAAUCCUAUUAAAAUUACAUGCCAAAUUU
Molecule: messenger RNA, 3382 nt
Organism: Conger conger (European conger)
Lineage: Eukaryota; Metazoa; Chordata; Actinopteri; Anguilliformes; Congridae
Product: heat shock factor-binding protein 1-like
Exons: 4
Coding region: 153-383 (76 amino acids)
Biological process (GO): cellular heat acclimation
Cellular component (GO): nucleus; cytosol
Molecular function (GO): transcription corepressor activity
Source: RefSeq, a predicted model, not a curated record